Molecule: messenger RNA, 2430 nt
Organism: Protopterus annectens (West African lungfish)
Lineage: Eukaryota; Metazoa; Chordata; Ceratodontiformes; Protopteridae
Product: protocadherin gamma-C5-like
Exons: 1
Coding region: 1-2430 (809 amino acids)
Biological process (GO): homophilic cell-cell adhesion
Cellular component (GO): plasma membrane
Molecular function (GO): calcium ion binding
Source: RefSeq, a predicted model, not a curated record
AUGCAUUAUAUCAUUUCAGAGGAAUUAAAUCGCAGUUCAAUUGUCGGAAAUGUCGCUAAAGAUUUGGGAUUACGCCUGCCAAAUAUUUCUGGUCGAAAUCUAAGGGUAGUUUCUAAAUCCAACAAACAGUAUUUCAAAAUAAAUCCAAGCGACGGAGUUAUACUUGUAGGAGAAGAGAUAGACAGAGAACAGCUCUGCGGUCACGACGUUUCUUGCUUCCUGCAACUCCAGCUGGUAUUGGAAAACCCACUGGAAAUCCACAGUGUGAAAGUGGAAAUACUGGAUAUAAAUGACAAUCCCCCCAGAUUCCCAGCUGAAAACAUCACUUUAGAAAUAAUCGAAGCAGUGAACGUGGGUACAACUUUUAGAUUAGAUGUUGCACAAGAUCCAGACGAUGGGCCAAAUUCUUUAUCAACCUAUCGCCUAACUAAAAAUGAACAUUUUGGUCUAAGGGUAAAAACCGAGGAUGAUGGAGCUAAAGUGCCCGAAAUUGUGUUGCAGAAGGCUUUAGACAGGGAACAACAAUCGGAGCAUCGCUUAAUAUUAACAGCUGUCGACGGUGGAGAGCCUUCUCUAUCAGGUACAGUAAAUAUCACAAUUAAGGUUCUUGAUACAAAUGAUAACGUUCCCCGUUUUAAUAAAUCAUUUUAUAAUGUGAGACUUCAGGAAGACGUGCCUGUAGGUACUGUUGUUAUCCAGCUGAAAGCAACUGAUCCAGAUGAGGGUGUCAAUGGAGAAAUUGAUUAUUCAUUCAGAAGGGGUCACACAGCUAGUAACAUCUAUCAAAUAUUUAGCAUAGACACACAGACUGGAGAGGUCAGAACAAAUUACCCUUUGGACUUUGAGGAAAACAGACAAUAUAUCAUCCAUGUGAUGGCAAGAGACCGGGGUUCCCCAGCUGCUGAAGAAUACUGCAAAGUCAUUGUAGAACUCGUUGAUGUAAAUGACAACGCCCCAGAAGUGAUCAUAAACUCAUUAACCAGCCCGAUCCCAGAAGAUGCUCCCCCAGAAACUGUUGUUGCUUUAGUUGGUGUUAGGGACAACGAUUCUGGUGAAAAUGGGCGCGUAAGCCUCCAGAUACCACCUAACAUUCCGUUUAAACUCGUAUUGUCAUUCGAGGAUCAUUACUCGUUGGUAACAAAAGGUUUAUUGGAUCGAGAGACUACACCUUACUAUAACAUCACAGUAAAGGCUGCCGAUAGAGGGUCGCCCUUGUUGUCUACCCAAAGACAGCUUUUAAUAGAAAUUUCGGAUGUGAAUGACAAUUCACCAAAUUUCCCACAGCUCUCAUACACCACUCAUGUAAAGGAAAACAAUCACCCCGGGCUCUUCCUUUGCUCGGCGAUGGCUUAUGACUCUGAUGAGGGUAAAAAUGCAAAACUUUCCUAUACAAUUCUAGACCAGAAAAUUCAAAAUAUGCACGCAGCCUCUUAUUUUUAUAUUAAUUCAGAAAAUGGAACACUGUACAGUGCCCGUUCCUUUGACUAUGAGGAGGUACAAGUGUUCCAAAUACAAAUUCAAGCUGAGGACGGUGGUAACCCGCCACUGAGGAGUAAUGUGACCGUGCACAUCUUCAUUCUUGACCAAAAUGACAAUGCACCUAAAAUUAUCUAUCCGAAAUCUAUUCACGGAUCUCUCAUUCAGCAAACAAUCCCGCACUCGGCACCAGCGGGUUACUUGGUGACCAAGGUUGUAGGAGUUGAUGAGGACAGUGGCCAUAACGCAUGGCUGUCCUACAGGCUUCAGCCUCCACAAGAAGAGUUCCUUAUAUCGCCCUAUACAGGUGAAAUCAGAACAUCUAAGAUUUUGCAGGAUUUACUGGAAGCUAGUAAAAGGAUUAUAGUUGAGGUGAGAGACAACGGAAAGCCAAAUCUCUCUACAUCUGUUACAAUCAUAAUAUCAUUGGAAGAAAAACAACAGGAGGGAUUUUCAUCUUUUAAGGACAUUCCCGUUAUAGCGUCUGGUACUUCAGAUGUAACAUUGUAUCUAAUAAUCUCAAUUGUAGCAGUUUCGUUUAUUUCAUUUGUAAUGUUCGCAGUCCUUGCUAUUAACUGUCUAAGAAAGCGAAAAGAUGAGACCUCUGGAUCUGCAGCUCUUUGCUGUUGUUAUAGAGAUCAGAGUAUGGAUCCCAAGUACCCAUACGAUUACUCUGCAGGAAGUCUUCGAAUACAGCUAAAUUCUGAUGGCCCUCUCAAAUACGUAGAAGUGCGUCCACGGGGGUUGCUAGCUCAACCUGAAAACGUAAGGGCUUGUUUUCCCCCACUCUUAGAAGGAGAUGACCUCCUCUAUGUCAAACCUAAUAGUGCUUCAGAUCACAACACUAAUGUUGAUACUACUUUGAGAGCCGAUUAUCCCAUGGAUACAUCAAACAUGGUAAGAGAUCUCAAAACUUUUAGCAUUUGCUCAUACCUAGAACAACUGAUUCAAUGA